GUGCCUGGCGAGCGCCUCGGGGCAGUGGCAGCAGCUCCUCUGACACUCACGGCUAUCUCACCAUGGACUGUUCCAGGAUGAGGCUCCUGAAAAUUGUCAAAGCCCUGAUUUGCCUGGUUGUUGUAACUCAGUUCUGCCUCUUCGUUGUCAAUUCCAGCUCCUUGUUUGACUUGGCAAAGUUAAAGAUUUUCAGGAAAUUGAGCAUUUUCCAACAUGCCCCAGAGACACCAGAAGUGGACACCCAAGAGCAACAGGGUUUAAACUAUUCUGAUAAUGGGAACUCCAGGAGCGUUUUAAAGGUGGCUUUGGGAGGACACAUCACAAGACUCAAAGAUGUGGUGGAGAAGACAGUAAGAGAGAAAGGAAAGGAGGAGCAGAAGGAAACAAUGAAACCAUUUAUGGGGGUUAGGGAAGCCAAGGAGAGUGUGUCUGUGAAACCAGCACCGCAGUUGGAAGGAAUCAAGAAGACAACAGUGGAAACAACCCCUAUGGUGCAGGAAAACAAGGGGAAAACAACAGUGGGGCCAUCUCCAUGGCUGGAAGAAGCCAAGGAAAAGACAACAAUGAAACCACUUCCCAGGGAGACGGGAGGCAAGAAGGCAACAGUGAAACCAUCCCCUGGGGUGAAGGGAGCACAUGAGAACAACACAUCCCAAGAUCAAGCAAAACCCAAAGCAUCUCCUGCAUCAAUGAAAACUGUAAGACCUACUCCUCAGGCUGCUGCAGUGACACAGAAGAGGAACCUGAGUGCUGCUAACUUCCCAUCUGAGCCGCAUUGGGAUUUUGAGGACGAGUACCUGCUGGAUAACUCAUCCCCACCCUCGACCUGCUCUGAAUCAGUGAGGGCCAGGGCUGCCAAGUCUGACUGGCUGCGGGAUCUUUUCCUGCCCAACAUCACACUCUUCAUAGACAAGAGAUACUUCAAUGACAGUGAAUGGAACCGCCUGGAGCAUUUUAUACCCCCCUUUGGCUUCAUGGACCUGAAUUAUUCACAGGUAAAGAAGGUCAUAUCCCUGCUGCCCCCAAAGCCCCACCAGCAGCUGCUCCUGGCCAACCAUGACAGCAGCGUGCCCACGUGCAUCAGCUGUGCUGUGGUGGGGAAUGGAGGAAUACUGAAUAACUCUGGGAUGGGCCAGGAGAUUGACUCCCAUGACUAUGUCUUCAGGGUGAGCGGGGCUGUAAUCAAGGGCUAUGAAAAAGAUGUGGGAACAAAAACCUCCUUUUAUGGAUUCACAGCCUAUUCCCUGGUUUCCUCUCUUCAGAUCUUGGGACACAGAGGGUUCAGCAACAUCCCAUGGGAUAAACAUGUCAGAUACAUUCACUUCAUGGAGGGAGCAAGAGACUAUGAGUGGCUGGAGGCUCUUCUGUUCAACAAGAACAUCAGGAAAGGAUUCUUGAACCUAGGGCAGAAGCCCCGGCAGAAAUUCGAUGAAGAUUUCACAAUGGACAAAUACCUGGUGGUUCACCCUGAUUUCCUCAGAUACAUGAAAAACAGGUUUUUAAAGUCUAAAAAUUUGGAAAAGCACUAUUGGAGGCUGUACAGACCCACAACAGGGGCUUUCCUGCUGCUGACUGCACUCCACCUCUGUGACCGGGUCAGUGCCUAUGGCUACAUCACAGAGGGGCACGAGAAGUACUCAGAUCACUACUAUGACAAAGACUGGAAACGUCUGAUUUUCUACAUUAACCAUGACUUCAACCUGGAGAAGCAGGUAUGGAAAAGGCUUCAUGAUGAGAAUAUCAUGAAACUUUACCAGAGAACCUGACUGUGGCAAGGGUCAUUGCCUGGGAAAUCUGAACAAUACCUCACUGUGAAGAGAAGAUCACCAGAGCCAUUUGCUCGGGACUGCUGGGCACAUUUCAUCCCCACAAAGACAUUUCCCUCCUUCAGCACCUCUGUUAUUUCAGAACACUUCAACAAAUGUGUGAAUGCUGCAGACCCAAAGACCAAUGAGAAAAUGCAGCAUGCCAACAAAGUCCCACGUGGCUCUGCUGCAGGACUCUUGCUGGUUGUUGUAGACGUGGGUAUUAAGAGAGCAGAAUCCAGGGUGGACAUGGUCCCGUGUCCUUUGUGUAAUCCAGGCUUUUUCCCUUUGCAAUGAGGUGCUCCUUAGGCUGGGGCCACUUCUCUUCUGGGUGCAUCCUCUCCUUUAGCAAUGCCCAUUUUGGAGCUGAGUAUUGUCUAAACAAACUCCCUGAGGAGCUGGAGUGGAUGGAGGUGGAAACACAGAUCCUGUUUCAGGUUGACUUAAUUUCUGGGGUGGGGGUUGCACUCACUCUGCUCCCUGCAGAUCAAAAGGAUGGACUGGACACUUCCAGGUGACUAAUUUGAGACAGAAUGAGUUUCACAUCUGCUCCCCAGUGUGGCUUUGCUAUGACACUCCUAGAGGAGCACUGCCAUCAACUCAAGGGCUCUCCAUGGUGCACCAGACCUUCUGUACCUGGUACCUCUUGCCCCAGGGCUCCCCUGGCUGCACAAAAUGUGAAUUUUGUGGCAUGGACCUGAUGUGCCAAGUCCUUGCGUAGCUGGACUUCGUUGUGCUUGGCUCCCAGCUGUGCUCAGAGCACUGUGUUUGUCCUGUUGCCAGAAGAGGUGGGAGCUCUCCAAGUGCAGGGAUGGAUGCUGUCUGUCCUUGCAGCUGGCUGAAGUGCCUGUUCCCCAUGAUGCUGGGAGGGGCCCAGCUGCAGCCAGCAAACCUGGAAUUUGUUGGUCUCCUGGAAGGGGUUUUGUAAGCGAAAUAAAUGGCCCUGCUUUGGCCAAGCUGA
This is a messenger RNA of Sturnus vulgaris (Common starling), 2766 nucleotides long. It is a transcript of the gene ST6GALNAC1, whose product is annotated as ST6 N-acetylgalactosaminide alpha-2,6-sialyltransferase 1. Gene Ontology annotation, molecular function: alpha-N-acetylgalactosaminide alpha-2,6-sialyltransferase activity. The record is from RefSeq and is a predicted model, not a curated record. Gene Ontology annotation, biological process: oligosaccharide biosynthetic process. NCBI's taxonomy places the organism in Eukaryota, Metazoa, Chordata, Aves, Passeriformes, Sturnidae.